AUGAGUGAGAGGAGGCGUUCGGCCGCCGCUCUAAGCUCGCGAGCCCACGCUUUCUCUGUGGAAGCACUCAUAGGCUCCAGCAAGAAGAGGAAGCUCCGGGCCGCCGCCGCAGCAGCAGCCGCCGCGGCAGCAGCAGCGGCCGCCCCAGGCUGGGACCACCACAGGGACACCGACGACCUCCAUUUGGCCGCCGUAGUGGACCCCGACGACCCGACGCACUGCCUCGACAUGGACCCGGACUCUGAGGCGAGCCCCGGCUCGGACGGCUCCGACCUGGCCGAGAGGACAUCGUGCUCAUUCGGCUCAGCCGCUUGCGAGCUGCCGGCUGCGGCGGUUGCAGCGGCCGCAGCCGCUGCAGGAGGCCCGUGCGAGGCCUCUUCGCUGGCGGCGUCGGCGUCUGCCUGCUCAUCUAUGGAGGAGAUCCACGUCGAACUUCAGUGCGCCGACCUGUGGAAGAGAUUCCACGACAUCGGAACCGAAAUGAUCAUCACCAAGGCCGGCAGGAGGAUGUUUCCCGCCAUGCGAGUCAAGAUCGCCGGCCUGGACCCUCACCAGCAGUACUACAUCGCUAUGGACAUUGUACCCGUGGACAAUAAACGAUACCGGUACGUGUACCACAGCUCUAAGUGGAUGGUGGCGGGCAACGCUGACUCCCCAGUUCCCCCACGGGUCUACAUCCACCCGGAUUCGCUGGCGUCAGGCGACACGUGGAUGCGGCAGGUGGUCAGCUUUGACAAGCUGAAGCUCACCAAUAACGAAUUGGAUGACCAGGGACAUAUCAUUCUUCACUCAAUGCACAAGUACCAGCCCCGCGUUCAUGUCAUCCGCAAAGACUUCAGCAGCGAGCUGUCGCCCAACAAGCCUGUUCCAGGUGGCGAAGGUGUCAAGACUUUCAGCUUUCCCGAGACAGUCUUCACCACCGUCACCGCUUACCAGAACCAGCAGAUCACCAGAUUAAAGAUCGACCGAAACCCGUUUGCUAAAGGUUUUCGGGACUCCGGUAGAAACAGGACGGGCCUGGAGGCCAUCAUGGAGACAUACGCUUUCUGGAGGCCGCCGGUGAGGACGCUCACCUUUGAAGACUUCACCCACAUGCAGAAGCAGCAGGGCGGCAGCACAGGCACGUCUCCGACCACCUCCAGCACGGGGACGCCCUCCCCCUCUGGAGCUGCCCACCUUUUGUCCCCUUCCUGUUCGCCACCCGCCUUCCACCUGGCGCCCAACACCUUCAACGUGGGCUGCCGUGAGAGCCAACUUUGCAACCUUGGCUUGUCCGAGUACCCGGCGUGCGCCCGUGGUAACAUGGCGGCUCUGCAAGGAUACAGCGGCCUGGCCGACAGUUCCUACGGACGCCUCCAGGCGGCGGGCAGCGGCGUGGCCUCCGCGCAGAAUGCCGAACCCUUCCUGCCCCAGAGAACUUCCUCCCUGAUCGGCAUGCAAGGUGGCACCUCCGCGGGUGCCCCAGGAGCCACCGCUGGCAAAAUGGAGGCCUACGGAGGCCAGCUGGGUUCCUUCCCCGCUUCACAGCUGCAGUACGUGAUGCAGGCGGGUCCCGGCGGGUCCGGGGGCGCCUCAGCCGCCGCCCCCUCCGGGUCGUCCCCGUCCUCGGCUCACGUGUUUGGCGGGGGCCACCACCACGUGCAGCAGGGCUCCUACAACGCCUUCUCGCUGCACAACCCCUACAAUCUGUAUGGAUACAACUUCCCCGCCUCGCCUCGCUUGGCCACCACCCCUGAGAAGCCCCAGGGGGGACUGCUGUGCUCCUCCGCUCCAGCCGGCGCUUUCGCCGAGCGUCAAUACUUGUCCAACAGCAACAUGGACACCAUGCACAUGAUCGGCAACGGCGGCGGCGGCCAACAACAGGGCACCGCCGCCUGCGACGGACGCCAGUACGGGACCCCCUCCCAGAUGUCCAUGCACAUGGUGUAG
Nerophis lumbriciformis (worm pipefish) is the source of this 1929-nucleotide messenger RNA. The record is from RefSeq and is a predicted model, not a curated record. Lineage: Eukaryota; Metazoa; Chordata; Actinopteri; Syngnathiformes; Syngnathidae.